This is a messenger RNA of Ceraceosorus guamensis, 1670 nucleotides long. RefSeq lists its product as hypothetical. The coding region runs from base 457 to 1569 and encodes 370 amino acids. The transcript is spliced from 3 exons. NCBI's taxonomy places the organism in Eukaryota, Fungi, Basidiomycota, Exobasidiomycetes, Ceraceosorales, Ceraceosoraceae. The record is from RefSeq and is a predicted model, not a curated record.
GGUUGCAGCAAAGUUCGAUGUGACGGUCAACAACCUUCGUGCGGACUCUGCACCCGAAUAGGUCGUCCGUGCGUGUACUCAAAGGUGUCAGAAGAGGAGAAUUUGAAGCUGCGAGCCCGAAAGCGAGCACUCAAGGAGAAACGUGCCCUGGAGCGGACGGGAAGACAGCGAGCUGACGCCAGAUCAAAGGCUGGGCCCUCAUCCCAUUGGCUGUCUGGAGUCGCGCCCCCCACACCCUCGCGCAAUCGCGCUUACACCACAAGUGGAUCUUCGCGACCCGCUUGGCUUUCGCAAGAACCUCAGUCGCCAGCAAGGCCCGAUAGCGCUGAUGCGGCGACAGAGAGCGCAUCACUUGCGCCACUAUCGCCACAGGAUUUCUCCUUGACACCUUCUGCGGGGCCUCAAUGGCCGCGUCGUGCUUUUGCAAACGCGGUCGAGGGCCGACCGCUCAUCGGUAUGAAUAAUUCCUCUGCCGUAGCAGUCACCGACAAGGCCUCCAAGCUAGUCCCAUCGCCCUCCCCUCGCAUCGCUCAGCACACGAGCGCUGCUCCUGCGACAUCCAGCAUCAGUCACUGGCUACCACCUGGGCAUCCGCUCAACGCAGGUGCACGACCGGCAUCUAGCACCGAGGGAGUGCGAAGCGGACAUACCGGCAAAAUCGAUAGAAUGCCUUCGCACGAAGGGCACCUCUCUCGCCCAAGUGAGCCUCUUCCUUCAGCUCCGAUGCAACGACCGCGACCUGGUCCUGACUUGCAGCCAGUCUCGGCCGGGGGUUACUGGGCGCCUAUCACCACGCCGAACGACAACCUGGACCAACAUAAGGGUUCCAGCGCUUCUCAGAGCACGGCAGCAGGGUCUGCGAUGGGUGCCCACGACUUCGGCCGGAGCUUGAGGCAACGCGAAGAGAUCAGUCGCGCGGAUGCACGGCGACAUCAGACGCACCGAGGCCUGCAGCAACCGUCCCGGGGUGGGGCAUUUAUGAGGGUGCCAAAUGAGCGGGAGGAGGCGGAAAUGUCACCUAGCAAUCAGAUGUACCUCCCCUGGGGACCGCCUUGGGACACGAGAAGUUCAGGGAUACCACUCAGCUCUUGGCCGUCUAGCUCUCAUCCAAGUCAGCUACAUCAUGAAUUUUCCCGACCCCCUUUGCACGGGCGCAGCCAGGCCUCUCACGCGCCUCUGCGAAGCCUACCAGCCUUGGAUGGGACUCAAAGCUGGGACCACAUUGCUUCUCCGGCCUCAGCAUUCACGGGUGUGUCCGGACCUCAGGCAUCUCCAGGCACCAUCAUGAGCUACUACAUGCCCAUGGAGGCCCCGCCAGGUCCGGAGGGCGAAUAUGUGGCGCGAAUGAGAGCGAAUACCAUGUACCGACGUCCUCAGGUAGAGCACGAUAUGCUUCGUGCAGGGCGCUCCGCACAAGUCGCAGGCACGCCUUAUCAACCCAAUCCGAUUUCGUCGGAGCACAUGUCGCCUGCCGUCAUACCGCCCAGCACGUCCUCUUCAGAAAGGGGUCAAGAGGUCCGCUACUACUGGGUACCGGUUUCAGAUCCCGACGGCCCGCCUGCCACAUGAAAUCACCUUCCCUGCGCGGCUACCCACUCGCCACUCGUGAUUACAGCUGUGAACCACGUAGACUCAGCUGGUGACGCUAGCUGUGCUACGCCAUCGCGCGU